Cryphonectria parasitica EP155 is the source of this 768-nucleotide messenger RNA. RefSeq lists its product as uncharacterized. The coding region runs from base 1 to 768 and encodes 255 amino acids. The record is from RefSeq and is a predicted model, not a curated record. NCBI's taxonomy places the organism in Eukaryota, Fungi, Ascomycota, Sordariomycetes, Diaporthales, Cryphonectriaceae. The transcript is spliced from 7 exons.
AUGUCCUAUGGGGACUGCAAAGUUGCCCAAACAGCACGUAUCCACAGUCUCUUACUACCCAACGUCACCACGCCCACCCCGUCAUAUGGCAUGAACUAUCUCUCUACUCUGGGCGGGCUUGAUCAGCCUCACACUGUGAUUCUGCGAGCCAGGAAGCAGAAUGGCAUCAGGCACCGAACGUGCUACUCGGGUCUCUUGUUCGAGGAAAGCAGGGGCCAACGCAUCUCUCUCGUCGUCCAGCAGCAGCGGCCAACCGUCGGCUUCUCCGCUCAUUUCAGGGCUAUGGCCUGGGAUGUCGACCGUGGGCCAUGGUCUGCAAGUCUCGCCCUACCGGGGCUGUGUAAUCGCUACUUCUCAACUUUCCACAAGGCCAUCCCCAUUAUCUCCCCGUCGUUGCAGCAAGACAUCGAGGAAGAAACCGGGGAUAGCCUGCCACCAGCGGCAACAUCCGUCCUAGUACUCGCUAUGUGUCUCAUCCUCUUUCGUCCCUCUUCUGCAGGGUCGAACGAUUCUGCUCGAGAGCACAGCAUCACUCCAGAUGCACUCUACGUCGCCGUCAAGACAGCCUUUGCGCACGUACAAGCCUUCGUACCCGCCAGUACUCGUCUCGUCCAGGCCGGCCUGUUGCUUUCCAUAUUUGAGUGCACAGUGGUACGGAUGAGCCAUGUCCUGGGUCUUGAUAGUGAUGUGAAAGUCCUCGCGAAACCCUGCCAGAAGGACUUGGAGGAAUGGAACGUGUGGUGGGGCGUCGUGAUCAUGGAAAGGUAG